Entamoeba histolytica HM-1:IMSS is the source of this 615-nucleotide messenger RNA. RefSeq lists its product as uncharacterized. The transcript has a single exon. The record is from RefSeq and is a predicted model, not a curated record. Lineage: Eukaryota; Evosea; Mastigamoebida; Endamoebidae. The coding region runs from base 1 to 576 and encodes 191 amino acids.
AUGAGCAAAUUCGUUAUACUACCUUUUCUUGCUGCUGUGUUUUUAAUUAUUGGAGCGAUAUUAACUAUUGUUUCUCUUCCACUUCCAUGGGCUAUGGCUAAUGUUAAAACAGCUAACGUACAUUAUUCAUUUUAUUUACUUGGAUGGACAACAGACAACUGUAAAGAUGACAACGGUUCUCGCCUUCGUUAUGGAUAUGGAAAUACUUUUGAAUUUAAAGAUUUAAAAUCAUCAGGUAUUUGUGCUCUAGUAUUUUUAAUUAUUGGAUUAGUUUUUUCAUUUAUUUGUGCACUCUUCUAUCUUCUUCAUGCAUUUGGUCCAUGUCAAAAAUGCUUAAAGAAAAUUAAAUUAAAUGUAGGAAGAAGAACUUGGAUUUUAUUGAUAUUUGCAUUUAUCUCUCUUGCUAUUAACAUUGUUGGAAUGAUUUUAUGGUUAGCUUUAUUCUUUGCACAUAACGUUUCUGAAUGGCUUGCUCAAAGUUCACCAAAUCCAAAUUAUGGUUUCUAUAUUGAAUUAGCUUCAAUUGUUGUUACUGCAGUUGGCAUUCUUAUUGCAAUGUUCUGGAAGCACAGUUAAGCUCUUUGUUUUGUUCUCCUUUUUUAAAGAAUUUAAUAC